Molecule: messenger RNA, 1176 nt
Organism: Colletotrichum tamarilloi
Lineage: Eukaryota; Fungi; Ascomycota; Sordariomycetes; Glomerellales; Glomerellaceae
Product: CFEM domain-containing protein
Exons: 7
Source: RefSeq, a predicted model, not a curated record
UGUCACUACUUAGGAAACCAGCGAGUAAGGAGCAGAUAUCGAGGCGACAAACGACUCUGUCCAGGAAGGAAAAGAGUCGCAUAUCUUCCCCUUAUCUAUCACUUUUGCAGUCAUGCUUUGGGCACGGCUCGCACCGCCGUUACUCCUACUCAGCCUCAGUACCCUUACGAAAGCAUCCAGCCUGGGCGACAUUCCACCAUGCGCAUCACGAAGAAUAUCACGCAGACGGAGUGCGGCUUUCCGGUUGAGGACGACUUCGCCGCUGUCAAGAUCAUGCGCCUGGUUCUGUUCUUCACACUUCCCACUUUCGCCAUCAUUAUCCGCUUAGUUGUGAAGAUCGCCCGGAUAUCACCCUGGGGAUUUGAUGACAGUACCAUUUUAUUGACAUAUAUCAUAAUGUUUGGCUUCAUACCAGUAAAUUACGUCGCUGAACUGAACGGCGCCGGGCGAGAUAUUUGGAGUCUCACUUUCGACCAAAUCGACCUUUACUUCUUGACAUUUUAUAUCGGCCAACUGCUCUAUGUGUUCACGCUGACGCUGAUCAAAUCCUCUAUACUAUUCAUGUACCUCCGAAUCUUUCCUGGCGAGAAGUUUCGCCGGGUCUUGUGGACAACACAAGCUGUUACCGUGGGGCUCGGGAUGGGAUCCGUGUUCCUAGUGGCCUUUCAGUGUCAACCCAUCGGGAAAGCUUGGAAACAAUGGACCGGGGAGGAGGAUGGUCACUGUAUACCGGUGCCGCCGCUUGGCGUGGUCCACGGGGUGGUCAACAUCGUACUAGACGUGUGGAUGCUCAUUCUACCGGCAUCUCAGGUGCUCUUCCUGAACAUGAAGCCUCGAAAGAAAUGGGCGGUGAUGUUCAUGUUCAGUCUCGGCCUAUUCCUCACAAUCUCCAGCGGUAUACGACUGAGGGCGGUGUUGAGGUACACGACUGCGUCGACCAAUCCAACUGUCGAUGCAAUGCCCGUCGCCGUGUGGUCAGACAUAGAGCUCGACGUGGGCGUUUUCACGACCUGCAUCCCAAACAUUUGGCAAUUCGUCCGCCGCUUUAUUCUCAAAGACCCUAAACGAGUAGAGAAGUUGAGCUCGAGGAAUGCUCAGAACCAAAAUCUCGAGGAGUAUCCACAGAAGUCGCCGGCACCGGCGUCGACGGAGGUUGGGGAGGAGGAGCUACGAUGA